This is a messenger RNA of Aspergillus oryzae RIB40, 1542 nucleotides long. Its product is annotated as cytochrome P450. The transcript is spliced from 5 exons. The record is from RefSeq and is a predicted model, not a curated record. Gene Ontology annotation, molecular function: iron ion binding; heme binding; oxidoreductase activity, acting on paired donors, with incorporation or reduction of molecular oxygen. NCBI's taxonomy places the organism in Eukaryota, Fungi, Ascomycota, Eurotiomycetes, Eurotiales, Aspergillaceae. Bases 1 to 1542 code for a protein of 513 amino acids.
AUGGCCCUUGCAGCUGAGUACUUUUCACACGCCUUAAGCCAACCUUACGGCAGCAGCUUCUGGGUGGCUGUGGCUGCAUCCUUGGUGUUUAUAUGUUACAUAACAUGCGAUACUGUCUAUAACUUAUGCCUUUCUCCAUUGUCAUCUUUCCCUGGACCUAGACUCUGGGCUGUGUCCAAUAUUCCUCGUCAGCUAAGCAUCUUGGGAGGCCGUAGCCAUUUGAAAAUGCUGGCCCUUCAUCAUCGCUACGGCCCUGUUGUGCGAGUUGGUCCCAGUGAGCUCUCGUUCAACAGCCCCCAAGGCUUUCGAGACAUUUAUGGGUUCCGUCGUGGACAACCACAGUUUCAAAAGGAUCCUAAGAUGUAUGGCUCGCCGUUGACCGGAAUUAGUAACAGCAUUGGCGGGCAUGUCGAUAGCGACACUCACUCCAGACACAGGCGAUUGCUAUCCCAUUCCUUCUCCGAGCGGAGUCUACGUGAACAAGAAGGGAUAGUCGUAUAUUACGUCGAUCUUUUUAUUCAACGACUGAGAGAGAGAACUAGUGUCAAUAAGAUACAUAGAGCAGAAGAGGAUCUCAAAAGCUGGUUCAAUUUCACCACCUUUGAUAUUAUCGGUGAUCUUAUGUUCGCAGAGACCUUCGACUGUCUCAAGGACAGUCAACUGCAUCCGUGGAUCGCUCUCAUGUUCAACAACGUGAAGGGUAUCGCGUUUCUUGGAGUAUUGAACGAAUAUUCACUGUUUAGGAAAAUGCAAGGGGCUCUCUUACCAAAAGCUCUGAAACAGAAAAUGCUGGAGAACCAUAAGCUUUGUGCCCAAAAAGCAGACCGCCGGCUUCAGAAAGGAGCCUCUCGCCCAGACUUUGUAUCCAUGCAAACUCAAUCUUGUAAGCACAUGGGUCCAUUGCUAUUCUUCUUUUUCAUGGCAGCUAACACAGACAGUAUUACCAUCGCAGGGAGCGAGACCACGGCGUCGCUACUAUCUGGAUGUCUCUUCUAUCUGUGUAAACAUAAGUAUAUCAUGGACCAACUCAACAAAGAAAUCCGGACCACAUUCUCUAAGGACGAGGAAAUCACGUCGUCUAAAUGCUUCAACCUUAGUUACCUCAACGCAGUCCUUAAAGAAUCACUCCGUCUGUAUCCACCAGUGGCGGCAAGCCUUCUACGACUAGUCCCUAAGGGUGGAUGUACAAUUGACGGCCACUUCGUUCCAGAAGAUGUAACCGUUUCCACUCACCAUUAUGCAUCAUACCGUGAUGCAGCGAACUUCACGUUCCCAGAGCAAUUCAUUCCCGAGCGAUGGCUGGGAACCGACAAUAGGUUUGACUCUGACAGAAAAGAUGUGGUGCAGCCAUUUAGUUUGGGCCCCAGAGACUGCUUGGGAAAAAACUUGGCACACAUGGAGAUGCGUUUGAUAUUGUCUAAAUUGCUGUUCAAUUUCGACAUACACCUCACUCCCGAGAGUGAGAAUUGGGGUCAGCAGAAGAUGUUUAUCGUAUGGGAUAAACCGGCACUGAUGGUUAGAUUGACUGACAGAUUUGCAUGA